AUGGGUGUUCAAGUUUUCAGUCCCCAGAAUUGCCUCAAAGACUCUGUCUCACCUCAAGCACUGAUGAAUUCCAAUCGGAACCCUAACCCUAAUCGGGUCAGAACCUCCCCACAAGCCGACCGGAGUAAGCGAAGGCUGACUAGGCCAAACAACAACCCAACCCCCCCGGUCCAGAAACCCGCUGCCCCCAAGAAUGUCGUCAUGGGCCAGGUCAAAAUCCUAAAACGCGGCGAGGAAAUCCCCAAAGCGGCCCCGAUUCGGCCACCACAGAAGCAGAAUCUCCAUCCCCAAGUUCCGGAUCUCGGAUCCACCAGCCGGAUGGGUCCUGACCCGAAUAUGGUUCCUAUUCGUCCGAAGCAGACCAAGCUUCCGGAGCCGAACUGGGCUUCCGGGUUCUACGCCGGGUCGUCGUCGUGCAUAGCUGCGCCUCCCCCGAGUUCCGUACCUCUGCCGUCGUUCUUCGCAAAGAAGAGCGCCCCUUCAAGCACCGAUGAAGCUGCAAGCGUGCUGCUGAAGCUUCUGCGGCUGAAUUUGUCGUAG
This is a messenger RNA of Prunus avium (sweet cherry), 540 nucleotides long. RefSeq lists its product as uncharacterized. The record is from RefSeq and is a predicted model, not a curated record. NCBI's taxonomy places the organism in Eukaryota, Viridiplantae, Streptophyta, Magnoliopsida, Rosales, Rosaceae.